Molecule: messenger RNA, 999 nt
Organism: Hyla sarda
Lineage: Eukaryota; Metazoa; Chordata; Amphibia; Anura; Hylidae
Product: olfactory receptor 52D1-like
Exons: 1
Coding region: 1-966 (321 amino acids)
Biological process (GO): G protein-coupled receptor signaling pathway
Cellular component (GO): membrane
Molecular function (GO): G protein-coupled receptor activity; olfactory receptor activity
Source: RefSeq, a predicted model, not a curated record
AUGGCGGAUGCCAUAAACAUCUCUAUGGUCUAUUUCUCUCAUCGGGACUUCCUCCUGUUGGGAUUCCCAGGCUUCCAUAAAUCUCGGCACCUCUUGUUCAUCCCAUUCUUUAUCGUCUACCUCGUCAUCCUAGUCACCAAUGGCCUGAUCAUCCACACGGUGCGGGCGGAGAGCUCCCUGCAUGCUCCAAUGUACGUUCUCAUCUCUUCGCUGUCUGCCGUGAACAUCUGCAGCACGACCACCAUAGUACCAAAGAUGCUCCUCGGAUUCCUCUUCCAUCAGAAUCACAUAUCACUGGAUGGAUGUUUAGUUCAAAUGUUCUUCAUUUACUGCACCACCAUGCUGGACUGCAAUAUUCUGUUGAUGAUGGCGCUGGAUCGGUACGUUGCUAUAUGUAGGCCGCUGCGUUAUUCCAAAAUAAUGACCAAGCAGAAGUUGGUCCUCCUGAGUAUUAUGGCAUUGGUACGUUGUACGUUUACCGUAUUUCCCGUCAUCUAUCUCGCCUCCCGGGUAAACUUCUGCAAAUCAAACAUCAUCCGACACUUCGCUUGUGAGCACAUGGCCCUCCUGAGUUUGGCCUGUAGUAAUAUCACCAAAAAUAAAAUAAUGGGGUUGAUCAUUAGAGUCAUUGACCUUCUAAUCGAUAUGAGCCUCCUCUCCUUCUCGUACGGCAGCAUCCUGAGGGUGGCGCUGACCAUGUCCAACGAUGCUACAAGACACAAGUCUCUACACACAUGUGGGACCCACAUCCUGGUCAUCCUCAUCGUCUACUUCUUCAGGAUGUCAUCGUCUAUUGUCUACAGGGUGUCCCGAUCUGUGUCUCAAGACACACACAACCUUCUCACUGCCAUGUACCUACUCAUUCCUGCCCUGGUCAACCCAAUCAUUUAUGGUCUACGGGCCAAGGAGAUCAGAAUCCGGAUGCUGAAAAUAUUCCACCAGAAAACAAUAUUUACAAACAGGUAAACACUAUGACUUUGUCUAAAGAAGAACAUACAU